AUGCCCUCCGCCACGGCCAAGGUUGCGGGCAAUGUCAUCGCCUCAUCAGACAAGUUCCAGACCGUGGAGGGCAACAUUUACUUCCCUCCGGAUUCUAUCGACCAGGCAAUGCUGUCACCCUCCGAUACCCACACUACCUGUCCCUGGAAAGGCCAGGCCAGCUACUAUAACAUCACUGUCAAUGGCCAAGUCUUGAAGGACGCUGCUUGGUAUUAUCCUGCGCCAAAAGAGAAGGCCUUCCACAUCAAGGAUCAUGUCGCCUUCUACGCCAACAAAGUGAAUGUCGUGGUUGCAUGA
Molecule: messenger RNA, 297 nt
Organism: Capronia epimyces CBS 606.96
Lineage: Eukaryota; Fungi; Ascomycota; Eurotiomycetes; Chaetothyriales; Herpotrichiellaceae
Exons: 2
Coding region: 1-297 (98 amino acids)
Source: RefSeq, a predicted model, not a curated record